This is a messenger RNA of Camellia sinensis, 959 nucleotides long. The record is from RefSeq and is a predicted model, not a curated record. Lineage: Eukaryota; Viridiplantae; Streptophyta; Magnoliopsida; Ericales; Theaceae.
AUGUACAGAAUAUCAAGCACUAGUCGAUUCUCUGAUGAAUUUUUGGUCAACUUGUCACCGACCGUGAAAUCUCCAGCUACUGAUGACGAUGACCUGCUGCAACCUGUGUCUGAUUAUCGGAUUUUGGAUGGCAACAAGAAGGAAGUCCCUUCUCCUUCUCAGCAGCAGCAGCACAAGAAGUCUAGAGGGGAGAAUAAAACAUUUUCCUAUGAUUAUAUCCUGAAAACUAACGGUGAUAUUGUUGGACAAUCUUCACUAGAUGAAGGGAACAAAAUCGAGAAGAGAUGGAGAAGAGAUAGGAUUCGAAUGAGCAAAACCGCAGGAGAAGGGUUUCAAUCUCUCUCGAUAUUGCAUUCUCUACCCAAUGUUUUCUUUGAAUUCGAAGAAUGUGCAUCACUGUCGAGCAUUCCUCGUGGUAAAUGGUAUUGUAAAUAUUGCCAGAACAUGUUCCAAAGGGAGAAGUUUGUGGAGCAUAAUGCUAAUGCUGUAGCAGCCGGAAGAGUUUCAGGAGUUGAUCUUAUUGAACAGAUAACCAAGCGCUGCAUUCGAAUUGUCAAAAAUCCAGAAGAUGCUGAGGUCAUUGCAUGUGUUUUGUGCAGAGGUUAUCAGUUUAGAAAAUCUGGAUUUGGUCCACACACAGUAAUAGUUUGUGAUCAGGUACUCUCUGUUCUUUAUGUUAGUUCCUUUUUUUUUUAAUUUAUUUAUUUUUUCAUCUGAGUUACAAAGUGAUUUGAAUCAUAGUUGUCAAAUUAUGAAUCGAAAUUUCCUUUUUGUUGAAUUGUGAAUCGAUUUGGGUUGCAAACCGUAAAGAUUCUGUUUUAAUUUUUGAUACAUAAAAAUAUAUCUAAACAUAUAGAUAUUAAAGAUACACUAUAAAUAAAUGAAUUGCUUCUUUUAAAUGAUGGACAUGGGUGUAAUAGGGAAGAUGCUUCUGUCUAUGUUUAGUUUCAUAUAUUACG